AUGCGACCACGUCUUCUCCGGCGGUUCCUCCUCCGCCAGCUCAAGACACCCGACAAGUCCACCCGGACAUUCACCCACAACUCGCCCGCCCUCUACAAUGCCCGCCCGCAGCUCCCAUUCCUCUCCAUACCCUCCCGCUUCCAGCGCCAACAAUGGCGCUACUUGACCACCGAGCGCAAGAUCUGGCUGCGGCGCGAAGCCAUUCUCACCGUCAAAUACAGCGCAUACUUUUGGGCAAUCAUGGCCUUCAUCGCCAGCGCUGCUUUCGCCGUCCAGCAGGAGUUCCUGGAGCGCCAGUUCCCAACACCGCACGAGUGGUCCUUCCGCACAAGGCAGUUGAAGAGGGGCGCCGAGGCUGAGAAGAAUAGGCCCGACGUCGUCAUGGAGAACUGGGCAUUGAUCAGCCAGAUGAUGAAGGAUGUCAUCUCCCGCCUCGAGGACCCCAAUUGCGACGGUAAGGGCCUCAAGGACAUGGGAUCAGAGAGCCCUCCCGGCACAAAGGACGUCUCCGCCAUGCCCGAGGCUUGGAGGCGAGGCUACUACGAGGCGCUCCUGACAUAUGCGAGAGCAUCCGAGCACGUUGACGGAUGGGUGCUUGACAAGACUAGGAAGACUGUCUUCCCUCCUGAUGUCGUCAGAGGCCCUUCCAAUCCAUUCCCCAAGCCCAUACCUCCGGGAGCGAAGUCCGCCCCACGGGAAGAGGACUGUGUGCCAGCGGGCUUCCCCAGCCCAGAUGAAUGUUACCUGAAGUUGUUGUCCACCGAGGGUUUCACAUCAAAACAACGCAUGGAUGCAGCGCUAGCGUACGCGAAUUGGCUCGAGUACAAGGGCGUGCUGGGGCCUGCUGCUAUCAUGUAUGACGACGCGGUAAACCUGGCCAUCGAGGAAAUUUACAGCCCCGGUACACCGCCGCUCAUCGACCCCAAAACAGCGGUCUUGAGCGACAAGGCCGACCGCAAACCGUCUGCCAAUCUCAUCACUUCCUUGACAGCACUAGCCACUUUCAAGGCGCGCCAUGAGGAGGUGUCCGCUGCCCUCCCCAUCCUCAUCUCCAUACUCAAGGCACGACGAUCAUUAUCCAGUGAGCCACCACAAAAGAGCCCCGAUGAGCAACUCGCCGCUCUCUACGACACUCCCAAAAAGGACGGUCCCUUGCAGACAGUGCUCAACCUCUUCAAGCCCCCACCAUACCCGCCACCACCAUCUGAUGGGACAUCACCGCCCAUCCGCGACAGCAAGGAGCUCUGCGAGGAGGCUGCACUGGACCUGCACAUUGGUGAGAUCAUGUACGUUCUCAAGAACUCAGCCCGCGAAGACGGUCUGGCUUGGACACGUGAGGGCGUCGACCUCGCAGAAGAGGAGCUGCAUAAGGUCCUACAAGACGACAAGGACAACCGAGAAGCUAAGAAGACAUGCCGCGAAUGUCUCGCCUCGGGCUUGGACAACUGGGCUGCUAUGGUGAGCCGCAUGGUCCAGGAGGAGGAGGCUGCCAAGGCAAACGGUCAGACCAAGUCGUCGGCGGGUUGGUUCGGCCUCUGGUCCGGCGGAAAGGUAGCCGAGGAGAACGGCGGGCGUUGGGCUGCUGAGGAGAAAGUGGUGAUUGAGAGGACGGUGCGGGCGCAGCAGAUCCUAGAGGACCUCGAGAAGCCGAAUGCCGGCUUGAUGACCUCGCUGCUGAGAGCUUAG
Molecule: messenger RNA, 1686 nt
Organism: Diaporthe amygdali
Lineage: Eukaryota; Fungi; Ascomycota; Sordariomycetes; Diaporthales; Diaporthaceae
Exons: 1
Coding region: 1-1686 (561 amino acids)
Source: RefSeq, a predicted model, not a curated record